Molecule: messenger RNA, 945 nt
Organism: Geodia barretti
Lineage: Eukaryota; Metazoa; Porifera; Demospongiae; Tetractinellida; Geodiidae
Source: the annotation of a GenBank genome assembly
AUGAGUGGCACUCACCCUUCACUUGAAGUUAAUGUCGCCGGUAUCCGGAUGAAAAACCCCGUCAUGACGGCGUCGGGGACUUUUGGCUACGGCAGCGAGUACGUGGACUUCAUUGACCUGAAUCAGAUUGGUGCGGUCGUUGUCAAAGGGAUCACCAGUGUGCCGUGGACGGGAAAUCCGAUGCCACGAAUCUUUGAGACGCCAUCGGGAAUGCUCAACGCGAUUGGGUUGCAAAAUGUUGGCGUUGAUGGAUUCAUUGAUAAGAAGCUGCCCUAUCUCCGCAACUUCGAUGUGCCCGUCAUUGUGAACAUCUGCGGCAAGCAGGUGGAAGAAUAUUUGGAAAUUACGGAGAAGCUGGACGCUGCCGAUGGGGUUGCGGCAAUAGAGCUCAACAUCUCCUGUCCAAAUGUCCAUUCCGGUGGGAUGAGUUUUGGCGUUGACCCAAAGUUGACCGAUGAACUGGUUAAAAGCGUUAGAGAGAAGACUACCCUACCGCUACUUGUCAAACUCUCGCCAAAUGUCACAGAUAUUACGGUCAUUGCGCGAGCUGCGGCGGAUGCCGGUGCCGAUGGGCUUUCCGUGAUCAAUACCGCCCUUGGCAUGGCAAUCGACAUCAACACCCGUCGUCCACAACUUGCCAACGUCACAGGUGGGCUUUCGGGACCCGCCAUCAAGCCGAUUGCGUUGCGUAUGGUUUGGCAGGUCUACAAUGCGGUCAGCAUUCCAAUCAUCGGCAUGGGCGGCAUCAUGACUGGCGAUGACGCUAUUGAGUUUUGCAUCGCAGGUGCUUCCGCCGUUGCGGUCGGGACCGCAAAUUUCAUCAAUCCACGCGCCUCCCUAGAUGUAGUUGACGGCAUCGAAGAAUAUCUUGAACAGCAUGGGAUGCGUUCAAUCGCAGAAUUGGUGGGGAGUUUGGAAGUCACAGAAAUGAAAAAAUUCAGAUAA